Molecule: messenger RNA, 267 nt
Organism: Dujonia railenensis
Lineage: Eukaryota; Fungi; Ascomycota; Pichiomycetes; Serinales; Debaryomycetaceae
Source: the annotation of a GenBank genome assembly
AUGUCUACUGCCUCGAAAGUAACACUAGCAGUGUCCUGUUUAUUCGCUGUCGGCUCCUUUGUUGGGAUCAACUACUUGCAGAAAGCCGAGCAAGCUGCAAUUAGACAAGGUCCAAUCAAAGAUGCUGCCCGUAUAGCACAAAAGGAAAAGACAAGAAAGCAAAUACUUAAUGAACAAGAACAGAAAAUGCAAUUAGAGCUAAAGGAAAAGUUCGAAAAAUUACAACCCUUGAAGGAAGAGAUCAUCACUGGUGUAGACAAGAACUGA